Molecule: messenger RNA, 2482 nt
Organism: Triplophysa dalaica
Lineage: Eukaryota; Metazoa; Chordata; Actinopteri; Cypriniformes; Nemacheilidae
Gene: raly
Product: RALY heterogeneous nuclear ribonucleoprotein
Exons: 11
Coding region: 282-1100 (272 amino acids)
Cellular component (GO): nucleus
Molecular function (GO): RNA binding
Source: RefSeq, a predicted model, not a curated record
CCGGUCUCUGCUUUUACUGAAGCCUCUGCUUCUCCAAGUCAUUGCGCUUCUGACAGCACUCGCGUCUCCAUCACCUUCUGCCGCUGUCUUGUUACUCUUUCAACCUUUUUGCUCUCUGACAUUUUCAACGGAUCCUGUACACACCCCAGGUUACAAGCGUUGGUCCCUUGCCUCCGCGUUCAUCCCCUGGUCACACAAAUAUCUGAGUAUUUGCAGAAAGAAAUCUUGUAUGAAGCCGAUGAUGCUGGACCUCCACUAUUGCUGUCCAUAUUUGAUCCAACAUGUCCCUGAAAGUUCAGACGAGCAACAUCACCAACAAAAACGACCCCAAAUCGAUCAACUCGCGCGUGUUCAUUGGAAACCUGAACACAGCCGUGGUGAAAAAGAGCGACGUCGAGACCAUCUUCUCCAAAUACGGCCGCGUGCUGGGCUGCUCGGUUCACAAGGGUUACGCCUUCAUUCAGUACGCUAAUGAGAGACACGCUCGCGGAGCUGUCAUUGGAGAAAAUGGACGCGUGCUUGCUGGACAGACCCUUGAUAUUAACAUGGCAGGGGAACCCAAACCCAACAGGCCGAAAGGACUGAAGAGAACCGCAGCAGCAUUGUACAGUGGUUUUGAUUUCGACUACGAUUACUACCGAGAAGAAUUCUACGACAGACUGUUUGAGUACCGAGGAAGAGUAUCACCAGUGCCCAGGGUUGUUCCAGUGAAGCGCCCUCGUGUGGCGGUGCCAGUUGUACGCAGAGUGAAAUCGUUACCUGUCAAACUCCUGACCAGAUCCGCCAUCCUUCCCAACAGCUCUGUCAAAAACAAAUUGAAGUCUACCGAGCUGCAAGCCAUCAAAUCAGAACUGACUCAGAUCAAGUCCAACAUUGAUGCGCUGCUGGGGCGUCUCGACCAGAUCACAGAGGACAAAUAUUGUGCCACAGAGUUUCAGAAGGCAGAUGAAAUGAAGAGUGAAAUGUCUCAGGAUGAGUCGGGCUCAGAAUCAGACGAGCUUCAACACAGUGAUGGUGAAGAAGUCGAGGACCACAUACUCGAGGACGACGAUGACAUGGAAAACAAUCACAUAUCUGAAAUGGACUCCAUCCUUCAAUAAAAGCGGGGAGUUGGAAAACACUGUCAACUGGAAACUUUUUUAAUACCACGGACUCAGCAGGAAGACACUGAAAACAACAGGCGCCGUCAAAACUCCAGCAUCGACUGUCAGUGAGACCGACAGCUAAACUAGCUGUUCAGUGGUAGAGAGGUGGGGGGGCGACGUCCCCUAAACUAGGAAUCCAUUUCAAAAAGGCCACAGUUCCUUACCAGAACGCCACAUCACACAUCCAGUAAAAGGAGGAUCAAUUUCCCAGACAUUCUGCAUUUACUCUCCCAAAAAACAUUUGUUUUUGCAUUUUUGGCACCUCAUAUGUAAAUACGGCUAUCUUGCCCCCUCCUGUAUGUUUGUGCUUUUCCUAAAUGUUUUUCAUUUUAUUUAUAUGCCAAUUGUAAUCAGAACGGUUGGCUAUUUUUAAUUACGUGUGCAUAAUUCUUCUGCUUGCACUUUCGAGACUGCAAGAGAUAGUAACAGAUGUAAAUAAACUGAUGACUUGUGAAACACAGUGUUGCAGAGUGAUCAGUGUUCAGCGCUGGAUGUCGUUGACAUGUCAAUACAUUGUCCCUAAUUUCAACAAAUAAAAUACGUUAUUGGGCAUGUGCUGUAAAAUAAGGUACUAUUGUGAAUUGUUGUAAGGAGACAGUUUUGAACACUGAUUUAUUGAAGUCUGUUUCCAAUUUGUUGAAAAUGCAAAUUUGAUAUACUUUGACUUUGACCAAAAGUAAAGUAAAGUAACCUGAAAUUUUAGGCGGUCUGUUCCGAAAUUUGUGUGAAAUGAAAGUUUGACAUCCUAUGAUUUAAACCCACGAGAAAAAGUAAAGUAACCUGAAUUAUAGGUUUCAAACAGAGAUGGCAAUAGAGAGGCAAAGUUACAUAUUACAGCAUUAAAGGGACAGUUCACCAAAAAAUAAAAAAUCUGUCAUCGUGUACACACCCUCUUGUUCUAUUUGUUUGAAUUUUGUAUUGACUUUGUUGUUCUGAGGAACACCAUUUCACCAGUUCUUGGCCACCAUUGACUUUCAUCGUAGGAACAUUUUGACUACCAUCUAAAUAUUUCCUACUUUCUUCAAAAUAUCUUCUUUUAUGUUCAUCAGAACAAAGAAAUUAUAAAAAAAAUCCUACUAUGGUAUGGUGGCCAAUAAGUGUUUGUUUACAAGCAUUCUUCCAAAUAUCUCUCUCCGUGUUCACCAGAACAAAGAAAUGUAUAUACAGAUUUGGAACAACUUGAGGGUGAGAAAAAAGCAGUUUUUAAGGGUGACCCGUGCCUUUAAAUUGCCCGAUUUUGAGGAUUUCAAGUUACAGCAUGAAACUCCCUCAAAUUAUAUUGAUUACAUUUGGCAUGUGACCUCAAAUCUUCCUUGUGUUCCACAAGUAUACUGCAU